AUGCGUCUUCCACUCAAGAUCCUCGCUUUCGGGGUGCUCGCAACAAAGACACGCCUGAUACACGCGGGUCCAUGCAAGCCGUCACCAAUCACUUCUAUCGAUGAAUACUCGAGCGUCAUACCCACUACCAUAGCAGUCAACUCAGAUACUGUGACAACUCAACCUUCUACUCUGAGUGGAGGGACUACCACAUCAGCCCAUUCUGGCGACACCAGCAUGACCACCCUAGACAAAACAUACGCCGAUUCUACUACUUCCUGGGUAUCAAGCACAGUUACCUUCAGUGAAGUAUCAUCCUCUACUAUUUCUGCUGAGUUGUCGUCAACUGAGACCCUCAGUGAAUCACCAACGACCAUUAUCGAAGAGUCAACAUCGACCGCACUCUCUCCAUCAACAACAACAUCUCUGGAGGCUCCUUUGGGAACAACUCUGACUGCUAUUUUCCUUGACGAAGGUUAUGAAAAGGAGGCAUGGCUUCCUCUGGAAGACUUUGGUCCUGCCAUCACUAGUGAUGUGGAGAAGGAGUCUUCCGGUGCCCUCUUUGGACUUGAGCCCGGAACCUCACGCCUCUACGCUAUCCUCCCCAGCGGUGAAAAGGUUUAUGCCGCAUCCUGCACUCAAUGCACACAGGACUCUUUUUAUUUUUUAAACGAAGAACAGAGAGCAUCCAGGUAUUUUGUCUUUUUCGUCAAAUGUACAGAAGGCGAGAACAGGUAUCUAAGCUGUGCACCUGAAGUGGAGGGGACUUUGUAUGAGCAUCUGUACUUUUACGAAGUAGGGGGCUGGUACAUGCAUACUAAGAAUCCUGACCGAACCGGCAGGACAGUAAUAGAGUUCAGACUUGGAUAG
Molecule: messenger RNA, 849 nt
Organism: Fusarium poae
Lineage: Eukaryota; Fungi; Ascomycota; Sordariomycetes; Hypocreales; Nectriaceae
Exons: 1
Coding region: 1-849 (282 amino acids)
Source: RefSeq, a predicted model, not a curated record